CCACUCCAGGCCCAGUAGCUCAGUUGAUGGGCCUGAAUCCCAGUAUCGGACUGGUUGGUCAGUGGAUGCCAUUGCCAGCAGAUCCUCCUCCUGACUGCCCUCCUGGACUGGAGUACCUCUCAGUGGUUGAUCAGAUCCUAAUACAUAAAGUACCUGAUAGAACACAAGGAAAUAGUACAAGAAAUUGCUAUGAACUGAGAAACGGCCUGGGCCAAAGGAUUUACUAUGCGCUGGAGGAGCCCAGCUGUGGUGCUGGAGACCUGUGCAGAGAUACACGUGGUUUCACGCUACGCAUUCAGGACAGCAAGCAGUGCAACGUCAUGCAGAUUUUUCGACCUUGCAGAUCUCAGACUCGUUGGUGCCCUGGCUGCUUGGAAACAAUGGUGAUCCGGGUGCCAGAGGGGGUUCUGAUUGGCUGCGUGUCUCAGAUGUGGCACCCGUUUGAGCCCAAGUUCUGUGUCGAUGUUAGCGGUGAAACCGUGCUCAACAUCAGUGGACCCUGUAGGCUUGUCAGCUGCUUCAGUGAUGACCACUUUCGAGUGAGUAUGAGAACAGACUUACAGUAG
Molecule: messenger RNA, 566 nt
Organism: Polyodon spathula (Mississippi paddlefish)
Lineage: Eukaryota; Metazoa; Chordata; Actinopteri; Acipenseriformes; Polyodontidae
Product: phospholipid scramblase 1-like
Exons: 4
Coding region: 27-566 (179 amino acids)
Biological process (GO): plasma membrane phospholipid scrambling
Cellular component (GO): plasma membrane
Molecular function (GO): phospholipid scramblase activity
Source: RefSeq, a predicted model, not a curated record